Dictyostelium purpureum is the source of this 957-nucleotide messenger RNA. RefSeq lists its product as uncharacterized. Gene Ontology annotation, cellular component: mitochondrial inner membrane. Gene Ontology annotation, biological process: mitochondrial protein processing; protein quality control for misfolded or incompletely synthesized proteins. The record is from RefSeq and is a predicted model, not a curated record. NCBI's taxonomy places the organism in Eukaryota, Evosea, Eumycetozoa, Dictyosteliales, Dictyosteliaceae. Gene Ontology annotation, molecular function: metalloendopeptidase activity. Bases 1 to 957 code for a protein of 318 amino acids. The transcript has a single exon.
AUGACCGGAAUUCGUUCAUCACUCUCCAAACACAAUCUAUUUAAACGUCUUGGCAUGAUAUUUUUAAUUUUGGCCUCUGCCACUGGAACCUAUUUAAUUUUAAAUCAAGAUGAAGUCCCAAUUACUGGCAGAUCAAGAUUGGUUAGCUACUCUAAAGAAGAAGAACAUGAACUUGGUCAAAUGGGUUAUGACGAAAUGACCAAAGAAUACUCUCCUUACUUUUUACCAGAAAAUAACCAAGUUCAAAAUAGAGUAAGAGAAAUUGCCAAACGUAUUAUCGAUGUUACCGGUCGUAGAGAUUUACAAUGGGAAUGCCAUGUAGUAAACUCUGAAACUGUUAAUGCCUGUGUUUUACCCAAUGGCAAAAUUUUUAUAUUUAGUGGUCUCUUUGAAAUCUGCGAAAGUGAGGAUGAAUUAGCAAGUGUUCUUAGUCAUGAAAUUGGCCAUGCUGUUGCUCGUCAUGCUGCUGAACGUCUUUCAAUCAGCAAACUAGGCUAUUUAUUUCUUACCCUAACUCGUGGUUUAAUUGGUGAAACUAUCACUGGCAAUCUCACUACUCUUUUCUCUACCAACCUUUUAAAUUUACGUUAUAAUCGUAUUCAAGAGAUUGAAGCCGAUCUCAUUGGUUUAGAAUUUAUGGCAAAAGCAAACUAUAACCCAUAUGCAGCCCUUUCAAUUCAAAAGAAAUUACAAAAAUAUGAAAACUCCAUCAAAGACACCAGCACCAGUAUUUCAACAUUAGAUUUCUUAUCAACCCAUCCAGCUCCAGAAGAAAGAAUUUUAAAAAUUGAAAAUUGGUUAAAUCAAAACUCUUCAAAAUUUAAUUUCAAAAACAAUCAAACCAUUGAAAAAAAUAAACUAGGCAAUGAAAACUUAGCAAACACUGUCAGUAAAAACAGUGCAAAUGUAAAUUCUCUUUCCUCCACAACAAGACUCUCUUACUUAAGUCAAAAAUAA